This is a messenger RNA of Hyaena hyaena (striped hyena), 1911 nucleotides long. It is a transcript of the gene OTX1, whose product is annotated as orthodenticle homeobox 1. Gene Ontology annotation, biological process: regulation of transcription by RNA polymerase II; multicellular organism development. Lineage: Eukaryota; Metazoa; Chordata; Mammalia; Carnivora; Hyaenidae. The transcript has 3 exons. Gene Ontology annotation, molecular function: DNA-binding transcription factor activity, RNA polymerase II-specific; RNA polymerase II cis-regulatory region sequence-specific DNA binding. The coding region runs from base 27 to 1094 and encodes 355 amino acids. The record is from RefSeq and is a predicted model, not a curated record. Gene Ontology annotation, cellular component: nucleus.
CGGGGCGCCUCCACCCGGCUGUUAGCAUGAUGUCUUACCUCAAACAACCCCCAUACGGCAUGAACGGGCUGGGCCUGGCCGGGCCAGCCAUGGACCUCCUGCAUCCUUCCGUGGGCUACCCGGCCACCCCCCGGAAGCAGCGGCGGGAACGCACUACCUUUACACGCUCACAGCUGGACGUGCUCGAGGCGCUGUUCGCCAAGACUCGCUACCCUGACAUCUUCAUGCGCGAGGAGGUGGCGCUCAAGAUCAACCUGCCGGAGUCCAGAGUUCAGGUCUGGUUCAAGAACCGCCGUGCCAAAUGCCGCCAGCAGCAGCAGAGCGGGAGUGGGACCAAGAGCCGCCCAGCCAAGAAGAAGUCGUCCCCGGUGCGGGAGAGCUCGGGCUCUGAAAGCAGCGGCCAGUUCACGCCGCCCGCUGUGUCCAGCUCCGCCUCGUCCUCCAGCUCAGGAUCCAGCGCCUCCGCCAACCCAGCGGCGGCAGCGGCGGCAGGCCUGGGCGGGAACCCGGCGGUGGCGGUCCCGUCGUCGUUGAGUACGCCGGCUGCCUCGUCCAUCUGGAGUCCGGCCUCCAUCUCGCCGGGCUCCGCGCCCGCGUCGGUGUCAGUGCCCGAGCCCUUGGCCGCGCCUAGCAACGCGUCGUGCAUGCAGCGCUCGGUAGCUGCAGGCGCCGCCUCGGCCGCAGCCUCUUACCCCAUGUCCUACGGGCAGGGCGGCAGCUACGGGCAGGGCUACCCCGCGCCCUCCUCUUCCUACUUUGGCGGCGUGGACUGCAGCUCGUAUCUCGCGCCCAUGCACUCGCACCACCACCCGCACCAGCUCAGCCCUAUGGCACCCUCCUCCAUGGCCGGCCACCAUCACCACCAUCCGCACGCGCACCACCCGUUGAGCCAGUCCUCAGGCCACCAUCACCACCACCACCACCACCACCACCAGGGCUACGGCGGCUCAGGGCUCGCCUUCAACUCUGGCGACUGCUUGGAUUACAAGGAGCCUGGCGCCGCCGCUGCUUCCUCGGCUUGGAAACUCAACUUCAAUUCGCCCGACUGUCUGGACUAUAAGGACCAAGCCUCAUGGCGGUUCCAGGUCUUGUGAGCCCAGGAGUGGGAGGAAGAGGAGAUGAAACGCAACUACCUGCGCCCUCCGUGGUCCCCGUCCUGUUGCUGCUGCUGCACCGCCCGCCUUUGCCUCGGCUUCUGCAGACCUGAAUUUUCAUGCCCCUAAAAGAUGCCCUUUGCCUGCACUGCUGCCCUCAUCUUUCUGCCACUUGUUUGGGGGAUGUGCAGACCCGCCCACCCCUCGGAUGAGGGGACAGGUGCUUUGGCUUGGCCCACAAGUUCUAUAUGGAGAGAGCUGCGUGCUCUCCUCCUCAUCCCUUAACGAACUCCUAAGUCACUGUCCUCCAGUGUUUCUGGGCAGUUAUUAUGCACUUGCAGCCUUCGGAGGCUCUUUGCUAGGACUCGCUGUUUGAACCGUACAGUUUUAUUUAUUCUUUCUGGACACUGGAGUCACUAACUGGCAUGUGUCUGCCCACUGGAGUGCACCCACACUCUACCCCAAAUCAAAACAGCCACUAAGUGUUUCUCGCUUGCAGACUACCGCCCCUCCAACAGCCCUCGGUCCUGCGCCCCGCCUGCAGGCCAGAGCUUCCCGGCGCUUUCUCCUCCCCAGCGGGAUGCGCGGGGGCCCGGCCCGGGGGGGGGGGGGGGCGCGUCCCCAGCCUCUCGCGCACAGCCCCGCCCUGCGUAGAACUGGCUCAAGCUUCCGCCUCGGCGGGAAUGCUGUACAUAGUCGGGUCCGUUCCAGGGACCAUUUAAACUUUUUAGUUGCUGUUGGUUGAACUGAGCAUAUCUCGUCUUAGCGCCCAGGAAAUAGAACUUUAAGAUAUAUACAGCAUAUAUAUACAUAUAUA